AUGUCCAUGCUUGGCUUGAUGGCAGCUCCAUGCCAAUCUCCCCAAGCAGGGAAUAAGCUCUACGAUGAGUGUGAUCCUACGGUGCACGGCGACCGGGUCCUGCUGCCCCGGCAGGCCAGCUCGGCAUCACCGGCUGGGCCGCCGGAGGUGUCGACGACGUCCUCGUCGACGGGGUCGGGGAGGAGCGCGACGGAGGCAAGGGCCCUGAAGGUCCACAGCGAGGCCGAGCGCCGGCGUCGGGUGAGGAUCAACGCUCAUCUCACGGCGCUCAGGAGGAUGAUCCCUGAUACCAAGCAGAUGGACAAGGCCGCCUUGCUAGCCAGGGUGGUGGACCAAGUGAAGCACCUGAAGAGGAGAGCAGGCGAGGCCGCACAGCAAACGCCGGCUGUCCCACCGGAGACCGACGAGGUCUCCAUUGAAUUCUGCACCGGAGACGAUGACUCCAGACUGUACAUGAAAGCCUCGGUCAGCUGCGACGACCGCCCGGACCUCGUCGCCGGGCUCAUCCAGGCGCUCCAUGGCCUCAGGCUGAGGACGGUGAGAGCGGAGGUGACCUCCCUAGGAGGAAGGGUGCAGCAUGUCUUCACACUGUGCAAGGAGGAGGACGAGGAAGGCAGCGCAGCAGCAGGCCUUGCUGGACUCACGUCUCUGAAGGAGGCUGCGAGGUUGGCUCUGGCCAGGGUUGCUUCACCAGAGCUGGUAUGUGGUGGUAGCCCGUUCCAGUUCCAGAGCAAGAGGCAGAGGAUUCUCGAGUCGCAUUAUUCAAUCAUGUCCAUAUAG
Messenger RNA from Triticum turgidum subsp. durum (durum wheat), 780 nucleotides. Lineage: Eukaryota; Viridiplantae; Streptophyta; Magnoliopsida; Poales; Poaceae. The record is from the annotation of a GenBank genome assembly.